UUACAGUUGCUUACAUUUAACAUUUCAACACCUCCCAAGUGAGGGGAAGAAGGACCUUAUUUCAUUGGACUCUUUUCACAGAAAUCUUGUUGAAUUGCUACUUUUUAAAAAUCUUUUUUUUUGUACUUCACCAGCAAAACUGCCAAGAUGUCUAAGGUAGCCAAAUACAGAAGGCAAGUCAGUGAAGAUCCAGACAUUGACAAUUUAUUGUCGACUCUGUCUCCGGAGGAGAUGGAAGAGCUAGAAAAAGAGCUGGAUGCAUCUGACACAGACGGAAGCCUUCCUGUGGGGCUCGGGCAGAAAGACCAAACUGACAAGCAAACGAGUGGGAAGUACAAGAGAGAAAAGGAGUCCAAGAAGUCUUUUCAGAAGGAAAAGGCAGAGGAUGAAGAGAAGCCAGUGGAGAAAAAAGAAAGAAAGAUUAUUGAAGAAAAACAUAAGGAUAUUCACGGCAAAGACCUGAGAAGAAACAGAUCUUCUGACCUAGCAAAAGAAUGUAAAAAAGAAGAAAAUAUCCAGAAAGCAAAUCAAAAAGCAAAGGAUGAGCCAGACAGCACCAAGAGAACUGGACAGGUCAAAGAAGAUAAGUCCUCCAAGGAUGAAAAGAAGGUCUCAAAGGAAAAAAACAAAAUGGAGGACAAAAAUACAACUGCCAAAGUGAGAGGGGAAGAAAAGAAUACAACACCAAAAAACAAACUAGCUGAAGACAAAGGAAAAGAGGAGAAGGCAGCUGAUUUAAAGCGAGGCACUGAGAAGGCAGAAGACAAAAAAGGAACAGGGAGAACAGGAGAUAAAAGUUCAACUUUAAAGCAAGGUUCAAAGACAGGAAGUGAAGAGAAAUCACCCAGAGAAGGCAAAGGAGCCUCAGAGGGGAAAAGCUCUAAACCAACUGAGGAGAAAUUGUUGAGAGACAGCAAAGUCACCUCAGAUGGGAAAAGUUCUAAACAAGAGCAAGAAACUAUAAAGGAGAUGACUCCUGAUGGCAGCUCCCCUAAAUCUGUAGAGACUUCUUUCAACCAGAACAAGGAAGAGGAAGCCACCAGUAUCUUUGAUGAGCCAUUGGAAAAAGUGAAGAAUAAUGACCCAGAGAUGAUAGAGAUUAAUGUCAAUAACUCUGACUGUAUCAACAAUGAAAUCCUGGUGCGCUUUGCUGAAGCCUUAGAAUUCAACACUGUGGUCAAGGUCUUUGCAUUGGCCAACACCCGUGCUGAUGAUCAUGUUGCCUUUGCCAUAGCCAUAAUGCUGAAGUCAAACAAGACUCUGACCAGCAUAAAUCUAGACUCUAAUCACAUAACAGGUAAAGGGAUCCUUGCCAUCUUCCGCGCAUUGCUACAGAACAAUAUCCUGACAGAGCUGCGCUUUCACAACCAGAGGCAUAUUUGUGGAGGGAAAACUGAGAUGGAGAUAGCCAAGCUGCUGAAAGAAAAUACCACCCUGCUGAAGCUGGGUUACCACUUUGAGUUAGCAGGACCCCGCAUGACAGUCACCAACCUCCUGAGCAGGAACAUGGACAAACAACGACAGAAACGUCUGCAGGAGCAGAAGCAGGCUCAAGAAAAGGGAGAGAAGAAGGAUUUCCUGGAGGUGCCAAAAGUGGGAGGCCUGCCAGCUAGCUCACCGAAGGCUUCUCCAAAGCCAUCCCCUAAAACAUCCCCCUGGUCUUCUCCUAAACCUUCUCCUAAGAAAGCAGGAGCCCCAGACGCACCUCCCCCCCCUCCCCCUCCUCUGGCCCCUCCUCUGGCCCCUCCCCUGAUCAACGAGAACUUAAGGAAUUCUCUUUCCCCAGCAACUCAGAGGAAGAUGGUAGAAAAAGCUCUUCCACCACAAGAGAAGAACUCUCGGGAUCAGCUUCUGGCUGCCAUUCGCUCCAGCAACCUCAAACAGCUGAAGAAGGCAACCUUACCGCCAAGGCCAAGCCAAGCACUUCCGCCAGGGGGCGAGAGAGGCCGUCAGACCCGCUCUAGUUCCGGCAGCAGCCAAAGGCCCAGGGGCAUCGCUGCCUGCGCCGCUUGGGAGCUGGUUGCUGCGGGGUGCAUGCCUGCGCUGCGCUCCUUUGCUGCCCUCUCGUGUUUUGGGGCGGCCGCCGGGCAGGCUGCGGUGGAGAGCGAUGAGCCCCCCCGGCUGGCUGGCGGGGGCGGCUGCUGCGGUCGUCGGUGGGCGCUGCAGCGGCAGGGGAGCGGCGGCGGCAUGAUGGCCGGGCGGCGCGGUCUGCUGAAGCGCAAGCCUAACUUCACGCUGCAGGAGAUCGACAUCCUCAUGAGCGAGGUGCUCAAGUACGAGCAGCCGCUCUUCGGAGCCGCCUCCGGCAACGUGAAUGCCUACGAGAAGCAGAAGAUCUGGAGGCGUCUCACCAGCAAGAUCAACGCGGCCGGGCGCAACCAGCGCGACAUCGGCGAGGUCAAGAACCGCUGGCGGAGCCUGCGACGCCGCGCCAACGACAAGAUCACCCGGCAUCGCCUCCUGCAGCGCCAGGUGAAGCCCUAG
This is a messenger RNA of Heteronotia binoei (common prickly gecko), 2484 nucleotides long. It is a transcript of the gene LMOD1, whose product is annotated as leiomodin 1. Gene Ontology annotation, molecular function: actin binding; tropomyosin binding. The coding region runs from base 148 to 2484 and encodes 778 amino acids. Gene Ontology annotation, biological process: muscle contraction; myofibril assembly; pointed-end actin filament capping. Gene Ontology annotation, cellular component: striated muscle thin filament; myofibril. The record is from RefSeq and is a predicted model, not a curated record. NCBI's taxonomy places the organism in Eukaryota, Metazoa, Chordata, Lepidosauria, Squamata, Gekkonidae. The transcript has 4 exons.